UAGGCAAAAGGUGGCAGUAUUUUACUUAAAAGCUGUUAGCCGUCCACCGUUUUUACCUGAAGAAGAAAGGAGGAAGUUGUUUCCCAAAAGUCGUUGUAAGCUAAACUGAAUGUGAGGACAGAAUAGUAAAACUACUGUUGCAAAGCAAUGUCUUCGUAUCAGUACAUUAGACAUUUUGUCAACGAGCGACUAGCUGCGGCUGCGGAAGAGAUUGCUGGGGUCUUUAUAAAUACUAUCGUCGAGUAUGAAGAGGAGAUCGGACGUCAGCGUAGGCUUCUGGAUGACGUUCGGAAACCUCGAAUAAAGCUGCACAUAAGAGACCACCAAGAGCAAGAUGUCGACAAGCAACAGGAAGUUUUUGCUGGAUCCUCCUGGUGCAGUGAGGACCAAGAAAACCCAGAACCUCGUGAAAUUAAAGAGGAGCCCUGCACCAGUCGGGAUGGAGAGGAUUUGGAAAUGAAACAGGAGCGGGAUAACAUCAGACUAAUUUCGGUUUGUCAGGAAAGUUACAACAAAGACAGUCAUGCUCUGGACUCGAGUGAAUGUCAGAAUCACUUCGAAGAAUGGGACUGUGACAACAACGCCGUUUUGCACAGUACUGAUGUAGAUAAGCGUCAACAUGUCAAAACAGCUGAACAUGGUGAUUUGGGAUCGAAGACAUUUGCAGAGGCAGAAAUAAAGCAAAGACUUGACAAAACCAACAGUCACGACUUCCAACAGCAAGAUGUUCCCAAGCAACAGGAGGUUCUCACUCGGUCGUUCUGGUCCGACCUGGACCAAGAGGUGUCAGAACCUACUCAGAUAAAAGAAGAACCUUGCACCAGUCAGGAGGGAGAGGGGAUGGAUAUAAAGCACGGACUGGAUACCUCUAUGUAUUUUCCUGUUUGUCAGGGAAGUUCACAUGAAGAGGAUGGGAUUUUGGACGCAAUGCCGACAAAUGCAGAGCCAACUCUAAAGCAUGGCCUUGACAUUGUCAGCAGUCGCAGUCAAUAUGCACACACAAGAAUCCACAAAGGGGAGAAACGGUGUAUUUGCAGCCUGUGCGGGAAACGAUUUUACAAUAAAACAACACUGAAACUACAUAUAAUGAGCCACACGGGCGAGAAACCGUAUGCUUGCGACAUCUGCGGGAAUCGUUUUACUGUAAUUGCCAUGUUGAACCGGCACAUGAAGAUCCACACAGGUGAUAAACCGUACCCCUGUGGCCACUGCGAAAAGAGAUUUACUGACAAAACGGCACUGAGGGUACACAUGAGGACCCACACGGGUGAGAAGCCUUACCCUUGCGACAUGUGUGAGAAAAGACUUAGCAGCGCCACGGCCCUCAAAGUUCACAUGAGGACUCACACAGGAGAGAAACCGUUCUGCUGCAACACCUGCGGGGGCACUUUCCGAGCCAAGACGGCGCUGAAAAGCCACAUGAGGAUUCACACCGGGGAUAAACCGUACACCUGUGACUUCUGUGACAAAAGACUGAGCAGUACGACAGCGCUGAAGGUUCACUUGAGGACUCACACAGGCGAGAAACCGUACCCUUGCGGCAUGUGCGAGAAACGACUGAGUAGCACCACGGCACUUAAAAUUCACAUGAGGACUCACACGGGGGAGAAACCGUUCUCAUGCAACAUUUGCGGGAGUCGAUUUAGAGCAAAGGCGACAUUAAAAAUACAUAUGAGGAUCCAUGGGUGAAGCCAUGCCCCCUGUGACUGAUGUGAUACCAACACAGAUAAAUCACUACAGUGGAAACUCAAAAACAGUCUAUUCCCAAAACGCUUGUCCUCCGAUUUAUCAUCCAUGUCAUGGUAAUCUGCAAAGGUCUCAUCGACGGAACUGGAACUGAAGGAGCCUCAUCCAUCCAUCCAUCCAUCCAUCGUACCGCACCGCUUAUCCUCAAUAGGGUCGCGGGCGUGCUGGAGCCUAUCGCAGCUAUCUUCGGGCGAGAGGCGAGGUACACCCUGAACUGGUCACCAGCCAAUCGCAGGGCACAUAUAAACAAACAGUCGUCCACCGUGCCACCUUUUCGAUCAUUAAAGUUGAAAUGUCUUCAACAUACAAGAGUCCAGCAGCCUGUGUUCAAACCUUGUGUAAUGGGAACAAAAUAUUCUGUUUCAGGGUCAAACUGUUACCCUUAUUAAACUUUUAUCAUCUGCAUAGGGAUUGUUUUAAGCAACAUUUUCACAUUAUUAAAUGUCAUCAUAAAAGUGUCAAAAUAAACCACCGGCAAACACUAAAAUUAACAACACUCAGUCAUUGAGUGCUUUAAGUUCGAUACCGAUUCAACCAUUCUUAACACUUGACUUUGAAGCAUUUUAGUGUAGUUAGCAUGUUCUUCCCAUGCCUGCUGUGGGUUUUCUCUGGGUGAUCUGCCAACCCCCCCCAAGUACCCAUCCCCUAAUUUUUGUACGGUCAGUUUACACUUUGUUCCCUUGACCAAUCUACUGACAAUAAGAUCUGUAUUUGGUCCCUGGGCCUGCCACGGUAGCUGCCCCCUGGUCCUCCGGGAUUUCUGAAAUGCAAAUUCCACUGUACAGUUCAUUACCAUUUUAAGUGUAAAAAAACAAUAAAAUGCACGACUAGUACGACUUUGCCAACAUGUAACAAUACUUAUGCUGAUAAUAGACAAUGGACAUAGCAGGUUUGUUUUUGUUUGUGUUUUUAUUUUAUUUGUUUUUUUUUACCUUUGGAACCAUCAAAGCCCCUGAAUUAUUUUGGCACCCGUCUGUUCUGUCAUCCUUCAUAAACCAGGAAGUAGCCUGCUAAAUGCAUUGUUAGCUGACCAAUUAGGCUUCCCGUUUAUUAGGACAUUCUCUGUGCUUGUGCAGAUGAAGCUAUUAUUAUGCUGUGUAUGAACGAUAGUAAAGUGGACCAUCAGACCCACAGUGGAUGUCUGUCUGACCUUAGCGUCAGCAGUAGUGUGUCUCCCCUGGACGAGCGGGGCCCAGUGUAAUAGCAGAGCAGAAUGAUCGGCCCCCUAAGACCACUUAAAAGAGUCAACCACACUGACACACAAACACACUGUAGUCUAAUCAGAGCUGACAGAGCUUAUGGCUGAAGAAGAUGGGAGCUGAAAAAUAGUGCAGAGUAGCCAGAUAGAAAAAGCAGAGGUGGAGCAGCAAGAGUGAUUAGGGAACAAAUGUGCUCUUUAAAGUUUUAAAGUGAAGCGCUGGCAGAAUGGCAGCCUCCCUCUUUAGUCCCUUCCCUCCUGUAAAAUGGAUGAUGUCCAUGGAAUAUUAGACUGCCCAUGAAUGUGCGCUUUAAGAGGUUUAGACUUGUCAUCUUAAUCUUGUGCGCCUCGGCAUGGAACUCUGCACCCUUAAACUCGUAGAAUUACAGUACUCAAAAACUUUUACAAAUCCAUUGAUCGACCAAAAUGAGGGACGUCUACAUUUAGCAACAACAAAUAUUCUAGUGGUCAUCUUAGGUCGUAGAGUUUUGCCAAUUUUGACGUCAUUGUUUAGUAACACUGCAAUUGGCUGGCGACCAGUGAAGAUGUACCCUGCCUCUCUCGCGCUACUCGUCACUUUAAACUGCAUACACUCCUUGAAGUCUUGGCGCCCUUUGCACAAUGGUCAUUGCACCGGACUAUUGCAAUAUUAGUCAGUCGAACUGCUCUAAGUGCUAGAGGAUUCUGCAUCUUUUGCACAAUUGUCUCAAAAAAAAAAAAGUACUGGCAUUACCAGACAACUAGCAACCCUUUAUUGCUCAGUGACUUUAAAAAAAAAAAAAAAUUAUUUUAUUUGUCAAUGUCUUUAUGUCACAAAAGUGUCUGUUGUCGUACUAGAGUGGUUCCAACUACCGGAGACAAAUUCCUUGUGUUUUUUUGGACAUACUUGGCAAAUAAAGAUGAUUCUGAUUCUGAAGUCAGCUAGGAUAGGCUCUAGCAAACCUGCAAUGUCAAGGAGAAGCCGUAUAGAAAAUGGAUUGAUGGCUGUUUAAUAACAAAGGAGAGAGUGGAAAAGAGGUAUAACAAAUGAUAACAUGCAACGAAGAUACAGUGAUAGCUAAAACAAUUCUGUUAUCCAGAGAAAAUAAAUUUGCUGGAGAAAAAACUCCCCACAUGCUUUCUGCCCUUUUCAAUACUGCAAAUUGAUAUAAAAACAUGCAUAACA
Phyllopteryx taeniolatus (common seadragon) is the source of this 4109-nucleotide messenger RNA. Its product is annotated as zinc finger protein 235-like. NCBI's taxonomy places the organism in Eukaryota, Metazoa, Chordata, Actinopteri, Syngnathiformes, Syngnathidae. The coding region runs from base 148 to 1689 and encodes 513 amino acids. The record is from RefSeq and is a predicted model, not a curated record. Gene Ontology annotation, biological process: regulation of transcription by RNA polymerase II. The transcript is spliced from 3 exons. Gene Ontology annotation, molecular function: RNA polymerase II cis-regulatory region sequence-specific DNA binding; DNA-binding transcription factor activity.